Sceloporus undulatus (fence lizard) is the source of this 777-nucleotide messenger RNA. RefSeq names its product D-aminoacyl-tRNA deacylase 2 (gene DTD2). NCBI's taxonomy places the organism in Eukaryota, Metazoa, Chordata, Lepidosauria, Squamata, Phrynosomatidae. Bases 125 to 631 code for a protein of 168 amino acids. Gene Ontology annotation, biological process: tRNA metabolic process. The record is from RefSeq and is a predicted model, not a curated record. The transcript has 3 exons. Gene Ontology annotation, molecular function: D-tyrosyl-tRNA(Tyr) deacylase activity. Gene Ontology annotation, cellular component: cytoplasm.
UUGUCUGUGUGCGAUACUUUUCUGUCUCUGGCCAUUAGGGGGAAGAAGCAGGCGGUGCUGCCCUCCUUCUUCCAGGCUUAGAGGCCACAGGGCUGGCUGAAAGCAGGCUUCCCUUUGGCUGGGCAUGGCUGAGUUGACCGGGCCCCCCGGAGCCCGGACUGUUCUGCAGCAGUGUCUGCAAGCGAGGCUGCAAGUGAAACCUCCCGACCAGGGCUCCCAAGCCCAAUGGGUGGAGAUCCAGCGAGGACUGAUCAUCUAUGUAUGUUUCUUCAAAGGGGCCACUGAAGAAAUUAUUCCUAAAAUGGUCCAUACACUCUUGAAUGUGAAGUUAAAUGAAACUGAAGGUGGCAAAUAUGUUUCUAUUUUGAAUUUACCAGGAGACAUAUUAAUAAUACCUCAGGCCACACUGGGUGGCAAACUAAAGGGAAGAAGCAUGCAGUAUCAUUCCAAUAUUGAAAAGGACAUUGGGCUGGAUCUCUAUACCCAGUUUGUGGCUCAGUGUGAAAGAGAACUAGCAGCAAAUACCAAAUGUUUUGAGGCUGGUGUUGUUCUCAGACAUGGCACAUAUGGAAAUCGUCAAGUGUUGAAAGUGGAUACAAAUGGACCUUUCACUCAUAUGAUUGAGUUUUAAAAUUUUUACCAAGGACAUUCUGACAAAUACUGCACUAUUGUGCUGAUAGGUAGCAGUAUACUUAAUUUAAUUCUAAUGUUUCAGAGCAAUGAAAAGACUUCAGUAAAUGAAUGCCCAGCUAAAUAAAUUUAACUACUUCAUGAUAA